Molecule: messenger RNA, 888 nt
Organism: Alternaria ethzedia
Lineage: Eukaryota; Fungi; Ascomycota; Dothideomycetes; Pleosporales; Pleosporaceae
Exons: 2
Coding region: 1-888 (295 amino acids)
Source: RefSeq, a predicted model, not a curated record
AUGGACGCCCUCAAAUCCGCCAUCCAACCCAUAACGCACAACCUGCCCCAACCCAUCGCCGACGUCGGCAUCUCGCUCCUCGGCCCAAAAUGCUACAAAACCCUCAUCUACAACGUCGACAUCACGGCCACGGAAUGCGUCAAACUCGCCAUCUCCAAGGGCCUCGGCAUCGGCAUCAUCGGCGCCUCCUCCAUCGUCAAGAUCCCACAGCUCCUCAAACUGCUCAACUCGCAGUCCGCCGACGGCCUCUCGUUCCUGUCCUACCUCCUCGAAUCAAGCAGCUACCUUAUCAGCCUUGCGUACAACGUCCGCCAUGGAUUUCCGUUUAGCACGUAUGGCGAGACGGCGCUUAUUCUCGUGCAGAAUAUUGCUAUUGCGAGUUUGGUGUUGAAAUACAGUGGACGGGGUGUGGGCGUUGCGGGAUGGAUUGGGGGGUUGGCGGCGGCGGGCGCGGCGCUGUUUAAUGACCAGUGGGUUGAUAAUGAGAAGUUGAGCUUGUUUCAGGCGACGGCUGGUGUGUUGGGCGUUGCGAGCAAGGUGCCUCAGAUUCUGACGGUGUGGAGUGAGGGUGGGACGGGCCAGUUGAGCGCUUUUGCUGUUGUCAACUACCUCCUCGGUUCCCUGUCUCGAAUCUUCACAACUCUCCAAGAAGUCGACGACCCGCUCAUCCUCUACGGCUUCAUCGCUGGCUUCGCCCUCAACGCUAUCCUCUUCUGCCAGGUCGUAUACUACUGGAACGCGCCCGCGUCCAAGAAGACGGAGUCGAAGAAAUUGGAAAAACCCAUCGCGGCUGACAGGAAGGAAAUGGCGCGUGCCGUCUCGAGCGGUGCUACGCCGUCGUAUGCGAAUGCCGCGGGCAAGAGUCCAAGCACAAGACGCAGGGGAUAG